AUGGGCAGAGUAAGAGAGAUCAUCUUUUAUGAGGACAAAAACUUCCAGGGUCGCUCCUAUGAGACCAGCAGUGACUGUGCAGAGCUGACCUCUUACCUGAGCCGCUGUAACUCCUGCAGGGUGGAGAGCGGCUGCUUCAUGGUCUAUGAACGUCCAAAUUUCAUGGGCCACCAGAUGCUUAUUAGGCGAGGAGAGUACCCUGACAACCAGCGGCUAAUGGGAAUGAGCAUGAGUGACUGCAUCCGCUCCUGCCGCAUGAUCCCUUUGCACAGAGGUCCAUUCAGAAUGAGGAUCUAUGAGCGAGAGAACUUCAGUGGUCAGAUGAACGAGUUGAUGGAAGACUGCGACUCCAUCCAAGAGCGUUACCGCAUGUCCAACUGCCAGUCUGUUCAUGUGAUGGAUGGCCACUGGCUGCUGUUUGAGCAGUCCAGCUUCAGAGGCAGGAUGAUCUACCUGAGGCCUGGAGAGUACAGGAGCAUGAGAGACAUGGGAACAGGUCCCAUGGACAUGAGGAUUGGCUCCAUCAGACGCAUCAUGGAAUCCUGUUAG
This is a messenger RNA of Cyprinodon variegatus (sheepshead minnow), 549 nucleotides long. RefSeq names its product gamma-crystallin M3-like. Gene Ontology annotation, molecular function: structural constituent of eye lens. The record is from RefSeq and is a predicted model, not a curated record. Bases 1 to 549 code for a protein of 182 amino acids. Gene Ontology annotation, biological process: lens development in camera-type eye; visual perception. NCBI's taxonomy places the organism in Eukaryota, Metazoa, Chordata, Actinopteri, Cyprinodontiformes, Cyprinodontidae. The transcript has 3 exons.